Penaeus vannamei (Pacific white shrimp) is the source of this 1191-nucleotide messenger RNA. The record is from RefSeq and is a predicted model, not a curated record. NCBI's taxonomy places the organism in Eukaryota, Metazoa, Arthropoda, Malacostraca, Decapoda, Penaeidae.
AUGAAGAAAUAUUUCAAUCUAUUUGAUUUAUCCCAAAAAGUAAACUAUAAAACAGAGGUUUUAUCAGGAUUAACUGUUGCCUUAGCUUUAGUGCCUGAAGCAGUGGCUUUUGCUAUGAUAGCAGGUUUUUCACCUCUUAUCGGGUUAUACGCUGCUUUUGUCAUGGGAUUGAUAACUUCUGUUUUUGGAGGAAGGCCUGGAAUGAUUUCAGGAGCAACUGGAGCAGUAGCGGUUAUUUUUGGAGGGUUAGUUACUCAACUUGAGGGAAUUGGAGUGGAAGGAGAACUAGCCAUUUUACCCUAUGUUUUUGCAACCGUUAUUUUAGCUGGAAUUAUUCAAAUUUUGUUUGGUGUUUUGAGGUUAGCUAUUGUAGCAGGAGUAGGUUUAAUUGAGAGUCUGUUAACGCUUAAUUUAGUGGAUGAAAUUACUCAAACAAGAGGAAGGAGUAACAAAGAAGCAGUAGCACAAGGAACUGCUAAUAUUUUGUCGGGAUUAUUCUCAGGGAUGGGAGGAUGCGCCAUGAUAGGUCAAAGUUUGAUUAACACUUCUAAUGGAGCUAGGGCUAGAUUAUCAGGAAUUGUAGCUUCGGUGAUGCUUCUUGUAUUCAUCAUGUUUGGUUCCAGUUUGAUUGAAAAAUUACCGAUGGCCUCUUUGGUAGGCUUGAUGUUUAUGGUGGCGAUAGGAACCUUUGAAUGGGCAAGUUUUAAAGUGUUUAAUAAAAUGCCUAAGUCUGAUGUUUUUGUGAUGGUAGUGGUGACUCUGAUCACAGUAUUCUUACACAAUUUAGCUUUGGCAGUAUUGAUUGGAGUCAUUAUUUCAGCCUUGGUUUUCUCUUGGGAUAAUGCCAAAAGAAUUAGAGCCAGAAAAUAUACAGAUGAGAAUGGAGUGAAACAUUAUGAGAUAUAUGGUCCUUUGUUUUUUGGUUCUGUAGGAGUUUUUAAUGAAAAAUUUGACGUAGCAAAUGAUCCCGAAGAAGUAAUUAUUGAUUUUCAGGAAAGUAGGGUGACGGAUAUGUCAGCCAUCGAAGCGUUAAAUAAAUUAACUGAUCGCUACUUGAAAGCUGGAAAGAAAGUACAUUUAAAGCACCUUUCUCCGGAUUGUAUUAAAUUACUUGAAGAUGCAGAAAAAGUAAUUGAUGUCAAUGUACUAGAAGACCCGACAUACAAAGUAGUCGUUGACAAAGUCCUUUAA